Ruditapes philippinarum (Manila clam) is the source of this 2773-nucleotide messenger RNA. RefSeq lists its product as uncharacterized. Gene Ontology annotation, cellular component: membrane. The record is from RefSeq and is a predicted model, not a curated record. The transcript is spliced from 7 exons. Bases 27 to 1295 code for a protein of 422 amino acids. Lineage: Eukaryota; Metazoa; Mollusca; Bivalvia; Venerida; Veneridae.
UCAAAUUAGCUUGACGGAUCAUAAAAAUGGAAAGUUUUCUUGGUUUCGCAUAUGUCUUCUUUCAGUUUCUUUUUAACAAUAUAAACGGGGACUCUGGACAUUGUUUUGAUGCUUCAAAUUAUCUUGCUCGUGAAACGGGACUAGGUGCCAGGAAAUUUUGGGGUUCCAAGACAGUGGACGUUGAACACUGCAUGAAGUUAUGUGUACGACAAAAGCAAUGCAAGUCCAUCAACUAUGAUUUGGAAUCAAGAAUGUGUGAGUUGAACAAGAACUUUAGAAACGGAAAACAGAGGUCAUCCGACACGAACGUUUACUCAGAGUACCGGUCUUGGCCUCCGGAGGUUGACAAACAUUGCUACAAUCGUCCAUGCAAAGACAACGAGAUGUGUAUACCAAAGUCACUUUUGAUAACUUCAGCUGACCCAGACUGCUCGUAUUCUUGCAUGCAAUUUAGUCGACCUGUUUGCCCUUUACCAAAAAUGGGUACUUCUAAUGGCCGAACCGUUGGCGCUGUGAAUACCGUAAAGUGUCCGAAAGGUACCUCAGGCGGGGGUAAUGCCACGUGUAAGCCCGAUCUUACAUGGGACAAGGAAAUUGAAAAAUGUGUUGGAUUUCGUUUUGAAAUUAAAACAUCAGAAGAAAAGUAUGUGAGUGCAUUUCUUGAAACAAAUCAUGAUGGCACAUGGAAGUAUGUUUCUAUAGACAAAUGGUAUUGGAAAAACACUCAGGUUGCAUGCAGAGACCUACUUGGGCUAGAAUACGGCGGUUCAAUCCGUAGACAUAGACAUGCACAGUUAUCUCAAAGCAAUAUCGUUAAAGUCGAUAUAAGAUGUAAUGGAAAUGAGCAAACACUUGCGGAAUGUGACUACCGGGGUACGAAGGACAGUGGAAAUUUGAUAGUGAUUUUAUACUGCUUUAAAUACAAUAUCAGUGCUGGUCCGCCUUUUGAAAAUAUAACACUUUCAUCCGCCUUGCCAUCGGAGACUCAACUGCCACCCGAAGAAGAUACGAAGGAUUUCUUAUGGGUAAAGAUCGAACGCACCUGGUUUCCUGUUGUUGAGAAGUGCAAUAAUAAAGGGAAUAAUUGGAGAAAAGAUGAAACAAAAGUCGCUUGCCGCUCAAUGUUUCCACAUGCGUCUAACCAAAAAGAGAAGUACGAUCUCAAGGACAUGGGAAAUCCAGACAAAUGCGUGAUAUUUGUUUGUCAAGGGGAUGAGCCCCAUCUGUUUAAUUGUCAGCAUCGAAUAUGCGACAAAGACCCGAGUAGAAAAGGAAUUAAACUUCAAUGUAAUUAGAUGUGACUUUUUUACAUUUAGACCUGACCAGCAUCGGGAAAGGGAAUGUAGAAAUGACCUCCGUCUGUAUGUGUGGUUUAUCUGUCCAUCCGUCAACUGUUUGUCUGGUUCAUAACUUUUCAUGUCGCUACCUUCAUGACCUUAGCUUAAAGCGACAUUAAACAAAAGUAAACAUUUUUUUCUGUCGGCUAACAAACCAAGCAUUCUAUACUCGUAGUUUCGUUGACAUUUUAACAGUAUUGUUGUAAACCUCAUCAAAAAAUUGUUCACAAAGUAUGAUUUUAUAAGGUAACACUUAAGUUCGUAUACGAAUUCUAACAUGCAAAUGAAGACUUGUAUAAUAAGCUUAUGUAUGCGCUUCGUCACAAUGGUAAAAUCAAUUGUAACCAUCUGGAUCACAGCAAAUAGGAUAUAUUUUGUGCAAACAUAACUUUUACCGUUUUAGUUUCACGGUGCAUUAGCCCUGUCGUUUACAAAAAAGUAAUCAUCUCAUAAAAAGAUUGAAUUUGUAUGAAAACAUCUGUAAUAUAAUGCGGAACUAUACCGUUAAAUUCGGAAUGCUUCUUAAAAAUGUGUUUUGAUUUUCUAUUGAGAAUGGAAGACCCAAAGGCGGAGUUUCUCAUGCAAAUAGAAAUUGUACUACCGAUUUUGCCAUAAUGAGGUUGUAGAUUUAUGGCAUAUAAAACUCAUUUUGUUUUUUUGUGCACCAAAAUAAGAACGGGUGUCGAUAUGAAACAUAUUGAAUAAAGAAAUGUAGCAAUUUCAUUUUUAUGUGCGUGUAUGUGCGUGUGUGCGUGCGUUUGUGUUAUGUAGAUUAAAUAGUGAACUUAAAAAAAAAUUCAAAAAAAAUCUUGUGAAAAAAACACUAGUCCAAUUUCAGCCAAACUUUGCAGGAUUGUUCAUUAGGUAAAGUGUUAUAAUGUAAAUUUUCUCAUGCAAGUUUAUAAAUUAAUAUUGUAAUUAUACCCAUGUAUUUUUAUGUUCAUGUUAUUUCAACUUCAUGUUUAUUGUAUGUGUAAUAUGUAAUUAUUUUUAUAUUUUUCCUUAAGUUAAUAUGGUCAUGCUUAGUAUCAAAAUGAUCAUAUUUUUUAUAGCUUUUUGUUAGAAACAUUAAUUACAGUAAAUUGCAAGUUUACUUCAAUAAGGAGCUUUUUCUUAAAAAAUUGUUUUAACAUAUAAAAAUUUCCCAUAUUAUAAAAACACCUCUAAGCAAAGAUUUUUUAAUACAAUAUGGCAUUUUAAGUCUUCCUGCUUAAUAGUGACAUUGAUUAGUUUCAAUUAAUAUCAAAGGCUUAAGCCCAAGCCAAUUUGUUUAAUAUACAAACAAGGAAGCCAGGGUGAUAACUUUUCACAAAUACAAAUAAUAAAAAGGUGAUUUGUUGUUAACUAAUGUUUGCAAAGUUAAUGGAAAUGGCUUCCUGUUAUUUUUCACAGCUUUCGAUAGUUUUCUGUAUAAAAAUCGGUGGAUUUUUCUAUGG